Messenger RNA from Dicentrarchus labrax (European seabass), 1399 nucleotides. Its product is annotated as survival motor neuron protein-like. The transcript has 10 exons. Gene Ontology annotation, biological process: mRNA processing. Gene Ontology annotation, molecular function: RNA binding. The coding region runs from base 76 to 1146 and encodes 356 amino acids. The record is from RefSeq and is a predicted model, not a curated record. Lineage: Eukaryota; Metazoa; Chordata; Actinopteri; Moronidae. Gene Ontology annotation, cellular component: cytoplasm; nucleus.
CGGUUAGCUCUCCACAGGUGUGUGUCGGUUGAUCCUUACCUGCAUGAGAUGGUUGUCCGUUAACGGAAGACAGCGAUGACCGAACUGACAGAGAACACACUUCUUCACGGAGCCGCGGAGCCGGAAGAGGCGGUAACGGCGGUAACGGCGGCCGGUAAAGACCAAACUGCUCUCACCGAGGUUUUUAAAAGCACGCUGAACAUUUCACAGGUUGUUGGACCGACUGCAGCCACAGAGGAGACAGACAGCAGGGAGAGACAGGAACAGGAAGACAGACAGCAUGAUGGACAGACAGACAGACAGCAUGAUGGACAGACCGACAGACAGACAGACAGACAGCAGGACGGACAGAUGCUCUCUCCACCUACAGAGUCAAAGUGGGCGGUGGGGGCUCAGUGUCGGGCCGUGUGGUCAGAGGACGGGCAGGUGUACCGGGCGAAGGUUCUGUCUGUGGACGGAGGACGCUGCAGAGUCCGGUUCUGUGGCUAUGGCAACGAGGAGGAAGUGGAACUGAGCGCGCUCAGAAGUCCAGAAGCUCUGCAGACACACAGACACACCUCUCAGGACUGGAGACCUGGUUCUCGGUGCCGGGCCGAGUACUCCGAGGACGGUCUGGUUUAUCCGGCGGUGGUUCUGUGGGUCAAAGGUCAACGCUGCCGCGUUCGCUACGAUGACUACAACAACGAGGAGGAGCAGGAGGUCGACAGCCUGCUGAACCCAGACGAGCUGCUCGGACCCUGCAGGACCACCGGAGACCAGGGCAACAGCUGGAGGAGGAGGGGGGAGAACCAGGAGAGAGGAGCAGAGAGGAGGUCAGUGAGGAGAGAUGAUCAGCACAGCUCCUCCUGGCAGGUGAAACCCAGCAGUCAGAGUAAAGUUGAGAAUGAAGAUAAGAAGACAGGAGCAGAGAAACCAACCAAUCACAGCUCUUCUUUCUUCCCUCCGUUUUCUCCUCCUCCUCAGUCGAGCACAGGGGACCCCAUGUCCUUUAUCCCUCCUCCUCCUCCUCCUCCUCUCUGGGCUUUUGGUGGGAAAGAGUCCGCCGUCAGCGCCACCUCCAGCAUGUUGAUGCUGUGGUACAUGUGUGGCUUCCACACCGGCAGCUACAUGGCUCAGCAGGAGUUCAAGUCAAGCUCCAAAGACUGAGCCAGAGAGCAUUAUGGGACGAGGGGAAACUGGACGUCUUUCAUUUACAGUUUUGUACUUUUAUUUAUUCUAGACUCAUUUUAUUUGCUAAAUGUUUUGCUGGUUCAGGUUGUUCCCUUUGAGUUCCCUUUGAGUUCCCUUUGAGUUCAGGUUGUGAAUGUUUCGGUUGAGAGGUUCAGUGUCACUCUGUAAAUCUCUGAACUCUGCUGUUAGAAAAUGAAAUGGAAAUAUUAAAAGAAAGAUGAUCACUUUA